Molecule: messenger RNA, 2410 nt
Organism: Wyeomyia smithii (pitcher-plant mosquito)
Lineage: Eukaryota; Metazoa; Arthropoda; Insecta; Diptera; Culicidae
Product: retinoid-inducible serine carboxypeptidase-like
Exons: 5
Coding region: 517-1866 (449 amino acids)
Biological process (GO): proteolysis
Molecular function (GO): serine-type carboxypeptidase activity
Source: RefSeq, a predicted model, not a curated record
UUGAUGGAAUGGAUACCUGUUUUUGUUUUCGUAUUGCAAUCCCGGUUCGUAUAAAAGAAACUUAUCGCUUACUGGGAGAACUCAGUACCUGUAGAUUUCAGAGCAUGUGUGCAAUAGUUUACAGUGCCGGAAUGGCAGUACGUUUGCUUUCCAGGUUCAUUCUCCUAAUUGAAGUUUUGACAACUUUUUCAGCGCGGCGACAGCUAGACAUUAUUCUUGAGCCUGGAACUCGUACCGGUUUUUCAAAUUGAACUCAAGGCAAACCCGACCAACCACUCUAAGUUUCUUUAUGAAACGAAAACGAUCGCUAUCGUCUAGUAUUGAAUCAAUAUCAGUUGUUAUCGUUUCAUAAAGGAGCAUGAAGAGUGGUUGAUCGGGAAGGAACACAACAGUAUGUAUCAUAUAUGUUCAACUGUUUUUCAUUUUCGACAUGCAGUCUUACUAUAACCCCGAUAACUCACCGCGAAACAGUGUUUUUCUCAAAACAACCAUAUUAUCCUAAGCAGACGCUUUAAUAUGCCGCCCCUGGGAAAAGCAGUAAUGAACUUUUUUUGUUUUCAUAACUCAACUUUUUUCGAAAUUUUUGUUUGUAACAAAAUGCGCCCAGUACCGCGUGACGGUUUCGGACCCGGCAAACAGGACUGGGGCUUCACAGAGGUUCGACCCGGAGCCCACAUGUUCUGGUGGUUGUACUACACUACCGAUGGGAACGUGCAGCACUACGCGGAUCGUCCAUUGCUAGUUUGGUUGCAAGGAGGACCCGGAGUUUCAUCAACUGGCUACGGUAACUUUGAAGAAAUUGGACUACUGGAUAGCAACCUGCACGAUCGACACCACGCAUGGGUGAAAAAAUUCAAUGUUUUAUUCGUGGAUAACCCUGUUGGAACCGGAUUCAGUUAUGUGGAGAGUAAAGCUUUGCUGACAAAAGAUAACAAAGAAAUAGGACAAGAUCUGGUGAUAAUGAUGCAACACUUUUAUCGUUUGCACUUCCAUGCGUCGCCGUUACAUAUAUUCUCUGAGAGUUACGGCGGUAGAAUGGCAGUUGAAUUUGCCUACGGGUUGGACAAGGCUACUAAGCAAGGUGCAAUUAACUGCAAUCUCAAAUCAGUUGCUCUGGGCGCACCCUGGAUAUCACCGCGAGAUUCUAUCCUAUCAUGGGGACCGUUUUUGUUUAAUUUAGGUUUCGUAGAUACCAAAGGAUUUGAAACCAUCCAAAAAACAGCUGAGAGUGUUCAAGGUCUUGCCCAAAAAAACGAUUACAAAAAUGCGAUUGCGCUUUGGCGCAAUUUGGAACAAGUGGUAUCGAAUGCUACAAUAAAAAUAGAUUGCUACAAUGUUCUAACUCCACAGCUAUACAUUGAACAUUAUUUACAGGAUAGAUACGAAUUGCCUAAUUAUAAUAUCAAUAAAACAGAGAGAGGAUUAUCUUCGGAAAAAGAUCACCUUGAAGGAUUGAUGAGAGGUCCUGUCAGUACUGCAUUAGAGAUCCCUGACCAAGUGUCGUGGGGUGUACAGAAAACGAUUGUCUUCAAUGCUUUAGCAGAUGAUUUCAUGAAACCUGCAGCAGAGUCCGUGGAACUGCUAUUGAAUGACACUUCACUUGAAGUGAUAAGCUAUACGGGACAGCUGGAUUUGAUAGUUAGUACACCUGGCACAGUGAGAUGGGUAGAAAACUUGCGCUGGUCAGGUAAGAACGGUUACUUGCAGGCACCCAGGUUGGGAAUCUGGGUUAGUGGGUUUUUAGAAGGAUACACAAAGAGUUACGGUAAAUUAUCUAUUUAUUGGAUUAUUAGGGCGGGUCAUAUGGCCCCUGUGGACAAUCCAAUGUGCAUGCAACAUAUUUUGCAGAAGCACCUGGGCAUUUGAAAGCGAAUAGAAUUUUCUCUACAAUAAAUGUCGAUUGAAAUCACGAUGAAAUUUUUAUUUAGGUUUUUAAUACUACUGAACAAUUGUUUUUAAAUGUGCCCCUAUUUGGUCUAACGAACUUUUAUUUAUAUCUAUCAAUCCCAGCGUUAUAACGAACUCGUCAGUUUUGUCAAUAAAAUUCAUUAAGUACCUGAUAGCAGCUUCGGCCUCGUCAGACGCGGCCCCGAAUGUGUGCUUUAUUGAAUAUAUCCUAUUUCCUCCAUUUGCACAUGCAGCAGAUCCUGCGUUGAGAUCGCCAACAGCAGCGUGAUUACGCACAGUGUAAACAUUAGUCACCUUUUGUCGUUGGGUGAUCAGCAGGAACGAUUUGUUUGCAAACCGGUGAUAAACUAUAUCGGUUGCAUGAUUACCAAUUUGGAAUGUUUCGACAUGGUCGAAAGCUUUUUCGUUUGUCAUUCCACUAUUGACAACAAAUUUGCCACUAAAAGAUGGGUACCAGUUUGGAGAUCAGAACUGCUUAACAAAUUAAAAAUGUCAUGGAUUU